AUGGCCUCACACGCAGCUCUAGCCUCUACAAGAAUCCCAGCCAACACCAGGCUGCCCUCCAAGUCCUCGCACUCUUUUCCUGCUCAAUGCUUCUCCAAGAGGCUGGAAGUUGGUGAAUUUUCAGGUCUAAGAUCCAGUUCAUGUGUGACCUAUGCAAGCAACGGUAGAGAGACAUCCUUCUUUGAUGCUGUGGCUGCACAACUUACUCCCAAGACUACAGGACCAGCUCCUGUUAAGGGAGAAACAGUGGCCAAAUUGAAGGUGGCAAUCAACGGAUUUGGUCGUAUUGGCAGGAACUUCCUCCGAUGCUGGCAUGGCCGGAAGGACUCACCUCUCGAUGUCAUUGUUGUCAAUGACAGUGGUGGUGUCAAGAAUGCUUCACACUUGCUGAAAUAUGACUCAAUGCUGGGUAUUUUCAAAGCAGACGUUAAAAUCGUGGACAACGAGACCAUCAGCGUUGAUGGCAAGCCUGUCCAGGUUGUCUCUAACAGGGAUCCCCUGAAGCUUCCUUGGGCUGAGCUUGGCAUUGACAUUGUUAUCGAGGGCACAGGAGUCUUUGUUGAUGGCCCUGGUGCUGGUAAACACAUCCAAGCUGGUGCCAAGAAAGUUAUCAUUACAGCUCCAGCAAAAGGUGCUGACAUUCCUACCUAUGUUGUUGGGGUGAAUGAACAAGACUAUUCCCAUGAGGUUGCCAACAUUGUCAGCAAUGCUUCUUGCACCACAAAUUGCCUGGCUCCUUUUGUAAAGGUCUUGGAUGAAGAAUUUGGCAUUGUCAAGGGAACCAUGACAACUACACACUCCUACACCGGAGACCAGAGGCUCUUGGAUGCUUCACACCGGGACUUAAGGAGAGCCAGAGCUGCAGCACUCAACAUAGUUCCCACAAGCACUGGUGCAGCCAAGGCUGUGUCUCUGGUGCUGCCUCAACUCAAAGGAAAGCUCAACGGAAUUGCCCUCCGUGUGCCAACACCUAAUGUAUCAGUGGUUGACCUUGUGAUUAAUGUUGAGAAGAAAGGUAUUUCAGCAGAAGAUGUCAAUGCAGCCUUCAGAAGGUCAGCCGAGGGACCACUGCAGGGCAUAUUAGCAGUCUGUGACGUUCCUCUUGUGUCGGUAGACUUCAGGUGCACCGAUGUUUCCUCCACCAUAGACUCCUCCUUGACCAUGGUCAUGGGUGAUGAUAUGGUCAAGGUGGUUGCCUGGUACGACAACGAAUGGGGAUACAGCCAAAGGGUUGUGGAUUUGGCACAUUUGGUUGCAAGCAAGUGGCCAGGCACGUCACAAGCGGGAAGCGGAGACCCGUUGGAGGAUUUCUGCAAGACAAACCCGGCUGACGAGGAGUGCAAAGUCUAUGAAGCAUAG
This is a messenger RNA of Prunus armeniaca (apricot), 1359 nucleotides long. NCBI's taxonomy places the organism in Eukaryota, Viridiplantae, Streptophyta, Magnoliopsida, Rosales, Rosaceae. The record is from the annotation of a GenBank genome assembly.